UCUUCAUCCUAAAGCUUCCGGUUUGUCGUCAGCGAGCUUUUCCUGCUGAAGUUCUCCAGCUCAGAUAUGCCUCUUGCAAGGGAUCUGUUACACCCGAGUGCUGAGGAGGAAAGGAGGUGUCACAAGAAGAAACGUCUGGUUCAGAGUCCUAAUUCAUAUUUUAUGGAUGUGAAAUGUCCAGGCUGCUACAAGAUCACCACGGUGUUCAGUCACGCUCAGACUGUCGUGCUGUGUGUCGGCUGUGCCACAGUCCUCUGCCAGCCGACGGGAGGGAAAGCUCGCCUCACAGAAGGAUGUUCAUUCAGGAGGAAACAGCACUAGCUCGACCAGACGGGGUCGGCCACAGGUGUGGCUGAACAGAGGUAGAGGUCAUGACGAAACACUGCCAUGGAGCUGAGGAGGAGAGUGGAAAUACAAAUCAUGUAAAAUUAGAAGUCUCUAUAGAAUAUAUAUAGAGGAAUGCGUGACAUUUUUGAGACGCCACAUAUACAAUUAUUCAUCCAGCUUAUUAAACUUGGGUUGUUUGAGUGGUAAAAUAAUCUUGCAUGUUUGUCAUCCAGUUUGUUCUUUGACCUGCAUUAAGUUUAUUAGGCGUUUGAAAACAUCCUGUUCAAAAUCAGGACCCUUUAAUGUGCUGCUACAGAUCGGGGCCUUUGAGGACUCGUUCGCAGCCUCAACAGUUGUGCAGUGAUUGGCUCCUGUUUGCGUUACACGGUCAAUGAUUAAGCACACGCAUUUGCAGGAAGGUUGAGGUGUUUAAAGAGCUGUGGCGAGACUUGAUUAAACCAGUGGCUCACCUCCAAAGAUUUAUGUAAAUGUUCUUUUAAAAAAACAACCAGUUCUGGGAAAUGACAAAUUACAGCCCAAAAAACUGUUGACUCCAGUUUUCCUACGUUAAGACUGCACUUGGUACCACUGGCUUGAAGGUUUUUUUCAAGGCAGACUAUUAUGUCAUCGACUCCGGCUCCACAGCCGGUGGUCCAGGGCCCCUCUCACUCUGGAUUUGUUUCAGUGAGUCAUUGCGGCUCUGCUUCUGAUGGUGACACUAAACCACUAUGAAUGAUCAUGGUUGUGUAUUUCCAUGUGCUUGUAAGCUUCCUUUGAACAUAAUGUUGGAGUAUUUCUUGUGAAGUUGAAGUUUAAUCAUCAACUUGGUUGGAGAUCAAUCUGCUGAAAUCAUUUGUGUCCUUCAGUUGAUUCAGCUUGAACAACACGGCUUGUGUGACGGAGUUGUUCACCGACUGAAGAAAUGAAUCGAGCAGAAGCUGAUUGAUCACUUUGUUGUAAUGGGGACAUUUUCCUUAUGUCUUCUUGUAUACGGCUUUAAAAUAAAAUCAUAGGAAAAUGA
This is a messenger RNA of Pseudoliparis swirei, 1348 nucleotides long. RefSeq names its product ribosomal protein S27, isoform 2 (gene rps27.2). Gene Ontology annotation, cellular component: cytosolic small ribosomal subunit; ribosome. The transcript has 4 exons. Gene Ontology annotation, molecular function: structural constituent of ribosome; RNA binding. The record is from RefSeq and is a predicted model, not a curated record. Lineage: Eukaryota; Metazoa; Chordata; Actinopteri; Perciformes; Liparidae. Gene Ontology annotation, biological process: translation; ribosomal small subunit assembly. The coding region runs from base 67 to 321 and encodes 84 amino acids.